Messenger RNA from Akanthomyces muscarius, 1719 nucleotides. RefSeq lists its product as uncharacterized. The record is from RefSeq and is a predicted model, not a curated record. The coding region runs from base 1 to 1719 and encodes 572 amino acids. Lineage: Eukaryota; Fungi; Ascomycota; Sordariomycetes; Hypocreales; Cordycipitaceae. The transcript is spliced from 10 exons.
AUGGCGGAUAGAAACGUUUCCCCAGGAAAUACGGAUCCCAUUGCCGCAUCCGACCCGCAAGAUGCGCCGCCACCGCCCGCAGCCCGGGAGGCGUCCAACACGGAGAAGCAGGCCGAGGAGCACGUCGAGGACGCGCCUGGCAGCGAUGGCAGUGGUUCGGCACCGGACCUGCACAAGAAGGGCGCUCUGGGAUUCAUUCAGCAGCAGCAUACCAUCCCCACGACGGGCAAUGUGAUGCCGACUGGAAAGUGGGAGUACAUUUUCUUCUGCGUUUAUUACUUUUCCAACAAUGGUGCCCCGAUUGGCGGCAAUGGUGGCGCCUUACGACAGGCUCUCACCUCUCAGGCCUUCCCAGACAAAAUAGUCCACUGGGGCGGCCAGCAUCUGAACUUAAACUCUUUCCUCCUCGACAUUACUGGUAUUCUUUUCGCUGCGCAGCUGGUCACUCUGCUGACAGUCGGCCCCUACGCCGACUACGGCAACUGGCGCCCAUGGAUCAUGAUUACCGCCCAGUGCAUACUUUACAUCUGCCAGUUUGCCAUGUGCGGCAUCAACAAGCCCGAGCAGUGGCAAGCCGCCCAAGCCCUCUACGUUGUGGGCUCGCUGGCUGCCAACAUCGCCACGGCUUUCUAUACGGCCACGUUUCCCAGUCUGGUCCAUAACCUGCCGAAAGUUCUCAAAUCCGAGCAGGAAGUACGUGAUGGUAGCAAGUCGGCCGAGGAGCAUGCUGAACUCGAUUCGUACGAGCGUUCAAAGCUUUAUAAUCUGUGCAACAUUACCGGCUCGGCCCUCGUCGUCGUCUUCUACGCCAUCGCAGUCGGUAUUUCGGCCGGCAUCGGCUUCGACGGCCCUAAAGAGCUCAUUAAAUCUUACAAUGUAUUGAUGGGCUAUUUCGGUGCUCUCACGGUCAUUUUCACUGUCCCGUUCUUUCUUGUUCAGAAGCACCGACCCGGGCAGCAGCUUCCCGAGGGAACCAGCUUCUGGACAGUUGGAUUCAAGCAAAUGUGGAGCGCAAUGAGGGCGGCAAAGGAGCUUCGCCAGUGCCUGCUCUACCUCCUUGCCUUCUUCAUGCUCCAGGAGACCUUUGGUACUUAUUUUAACAUCACUGGUAUUCUCCAGAACGAAGUCAUCAACUACUCGCCGCUCAAGUUGAACGCCAUGAGCUUGGUUGCCGAUUUGUCGGGUGGGUCCGGCACGGUAUUUGUUCUAUUACUGCAGAAGAAGUUCCGCUUUUCAGUCAAAGCUGGCGUUUUCUACGGCGCCUGCAUGACGCUCGUGCCCUCUCUCUGGGGAGGCAUAGGAUACUUCACCAACUCCUUGGGUUUCAAAAACACAUGGGAAUUCUGGAUUGCACAGGCGUGGAACUUCCAAACGGCCGCUUGGGGAAGCUAUCAAAUAACAAUGAUCUCUGAGGUUGUUCCGGCGCCCAAGGCCUUCCUGUUCUUCUCCCUGUUCAACUGCGUGGGCAAAACCUCUGGCUUCAUUGGCCCGUUUGUGUCUUCGGCCAUUAUUGAACGGGCUCAUGGAAAAACCAAUGCGGCUUACUGGUUUCUCUUUGCCAUGGGUUCUGUUGGUUGUUUUGCGCUCUGGUUUGUUGACACGGACAAGGCCAAGAGAGACAACGCGCGAUACCUGGAGCGUGAAGCCGCCGAGUACUACAGUGAGAGACAGGUCAGAGAAGCACAGGAAGAGAAGCUGAGUCACAUCAUUUCAGCAUGA